AUGUCGAGUGCAGCGCCGAAGCAAGUCAAACCAAGAGCAGAGAAGAGGCCGGAGCGAAAAAAUGGAGGUCGUUCAACCCAGCCUGGCGGACUUCGCUCGCCCCACGGGUGGCAGCCCCAUGUCUCUGGAGCCCUGCUCAAAAAGCGGGAUGAGCUCCAACCGGUCCGUAUGGCUCUUCCUAUCUGGCCUCAGGCAGAGCCGAUCCGCCAUGCGUUGCGUAGAAACAACGUUCUCGUGCUCACCGGUGAGACCGGUUCCGGAAAAUCCACUCAGGUGCCGCAGUUCCUCGCCUCGGAGCCCUGGUGUACAAAGACGAUCGCAAUCACUCAGCCGCGUCGAGUGGCAGCAAUAUCCCUAGCACGGCGCGUCGCAGAUGAGAUGGGAAGCUUAUUCGGCAGCCAGAGCCCUGCGGCCAGAGUGGGGUACAGCGUCAGAUUUGACAACGCAACUGGGCCGAAUACGAAGAUCAAAUUCCUGACCGAGGGUAUGCUUCUUCAAGAGAUGCUCCGCGAUCCGAGCAUGAGCCAGUAUAGCGCAGUAAUCGUCGAUGAAGUCCACGAAAGAAGCGUGAACGUUGACUUGAUCCUUGGUUUCCUGAGAAACCUUGUGUCCGAUAUGGCCAGAGACGGGAAAAAGCGGAAAGCUCCGCUGAAGGUCGUUGUUAUGAGCGCCACCGCAGACGUAAAAGGAUUGGUGCGGUUCUUUGCCGACGGAUUGCCCUCCCCGUCCGGCAGCGCGAACGGAACCCUGGACGUCCCUAGCACACAGAAUAAAGCCGAACCAAACCCAUUAGCCACUGACCAGAUAUCAACCUGCUUUGUAGAAGGUCGUCAAUAUCCUGUCAAAACCAUCUAUCUACCGCAGCCGACGUUGGACUGGACCGAAUCAUCGCUCAAACUUAUCUUCCAAAUACACUACAAGGAGCCCUUGCCGGGUGAUAUUCUCGUUUUCCUUACUGGACAAGAGGUUAUCGAAGGACUUGAGAAGCUGGUCAAUGACUAUGCGGAGGGAAUGGACAAAGAGAUUCCAAAGCUCCUACCACUACCGCUCUUCGCGGCUCUCCCGCAACAAGCUCAGCAACGCAUCUUCCAGCCGGCGCCGUACCGAACGCGCAAGGUAAUCCUCGCCACCAACAUCGCCGAAACCUCCGUCACAGUCCCCGGUGUACGAUACGUGAUCGACUGCGGCAAAUCCAAAGUCAAGCAAUUCCGGAACAAGCUCGGUUUAGAGUCGCUGCUUGUCAAGCCCAUAUCGAAAUCCGCGGCUAUUCAGCGCAAGGGUCGAGCAGGUCGAGAAGCCCCCGGUCAAUGCUAUCGCUUGUACACCGAGAGCGAAUAUACGGGAUUAGAAGAACGGACGGUGCCUGAAAUCCUGCGAUGCGAUCUCAGCCAGGCCAUUCUGACGAUGAAAGCGCGCGGUGUUGACGAUGUGCCGAAUUUCCCAUUCUUGGAUCGACCGCCGAGAGAAGCUCUCGAGAAGGCCUUGAUGCAGCUACUCAAUCUCGGCGCGUUGACAGAAACGGGUUGCAUUAGUGAUAUCGGUCUGAAGAUGGCCAAACUACCGCUUACGCCAGCGCUUGGCCGCAUCCUGAUCGAAGCCGCGAAACCGGAGCGUGACUGCCUCCACGAGGUUAUCGAUAUCAUAUCAGCCCUCAGCAUCGACGGCAGCAUCUUCCUGAAUCUCGUGACUGAGGAGCGGAAAGAGGCGGCCGAAGAAGCGAGGCGAGAGCUGUAUCGUCGUGAGGGCGAUCACAUGACCUUUUUAGCUACGGUGCAGCAGUACGCGGAAGAGCAGACGGAUCGAAAGGCAUGGUGCGAGAGGCACUUCGUCUCUCACCGCACCAUGCAGAACGUAAUGAACAUCCGCAAACAACUCCGCCAGCAAUGCCAAGCCCUGAAACUCCUGUCCUCCCCCGAUCCCCCUGGGCCCUCGGAGAAUAAAACCGAAGCAAUCAUCGCCUGCCUCAUUCGCGGCUUCAUCAACAACACCGCCCGAUUGAUGCCCGACAAUGUCUACAGAACGGUUAUCGGCAAUCAGAAGAUAUCUAUUCAUCCUAGCAGUGUGCUUUUCGGGCGCAGGCUCGAGGCGAUUUUGUUCAGCACGUUUGUGUUUACGAACAAGACGUGGGCUAGGGACGUGAGUGCGGUGCAGUUGAAUUGGGUGGAGGAGGCUUGGGAUGGGAUGAUGUGA
Messenger RNA from Trematosphaeria pertusa, 2190 nucleotides. Its product is annotated as P-loop containing nucleoside triphosphate hydrolase protein. The record is from RefSeq and is a predicted model, not a curated record. The transcript is spliced from 3 exons. Gene Ontology annotation, molecular function: ATP binding; RNA binding. Lineage: Eukaryota; Fungi; Ascomycota; Dothideomycetes; Pleosporales; Trematosphaeriaceae. Gene Ontology annotation, cellular component: catalytic step 2 spliceosome; intracellular anatomical structure. The coding region runs from base 1 to 2190 and encodes 729 amino acids.